Oncorhynchus gorbuscha (pink salmon) is the source of this 1894-nucleotide messenger RNA. RefSeq names its product leucine-rich repeat and guanylate kinase domain-containing protein-like. The coding region runs from base 125 to 1894 and encodes 589 amino acids. Lineage: Eukaryota; Metazoa; Chordata; Actinopteri; Salmoniformes; Salmonidae. The record is from RefSeq and is a predicted model, not a curated record. Gene Ontology annotation, molecular function: protein binding; GMP kinase activity. The transcript has 16 exons. Gene Ontology annotation, cellular component: cytosol.
UACUAAGCAACAGAGAACGCUAUCUGCUCCAGCUGAGCCAACUUUCAAAAUAGCUGCCUACCUAGGCUAAUUAGUAAGUAAAAAUAUCCCCAAAGUAUUCUCAUGCCAAACAAUUUAAUCCAAAAUGUCUUCUACUUCGACCAUUUCCAAUUUGCAAGAUAUCGGGAAGCAAACAUCGCCCCAGUAUUCCUCUGGGUCACCCAUUUGCUACCCUCAUGAGUCAGUGACACAGGAGACCACUGAUGCGCAACCAUUUCCUGCUGCGGUUCAUCAGCCGUGUGCAGACACGUUUUCAACCUCCGAGGAAGAGAAGGAGGAGAAGACAAUGGAGAAACACGAUGGUGUGUUGACUGAAGAGGAAGUUUCCAGCUGUUUAUCCAACCUGGGACACUCUGCCACAGGACUAGAGCAUGUCUACCAGUUCCUCUCUGCACCCGGUCGAAAUCUGAAUAAUGUCUCCAUCCUUUGCAAUUACGUCCACCUUCAAAAGCUAGAACUUCCUUACAACAAAAUAAAAGAUGUAUCCUGUGUCAGCCACAUGCCGUAUCUCAUCAUCCUGGAUGCCUCCCACAACCAACUCACCGACUUCUUUGGAUUCCAGCCACCCAGGAACCUCAAGGAGGUUAACUUUUCCCAUAACCAGAUGUCAGUGAUGACACAUUUGUCAGCCUACUCGUCUUUGAGUAAACUGAAUCUGGACUACAACUGUUUCACUGAGAUCGGUGGUCUGCUGCAUUGUGCCAGCCUCACACACCUCAGCCUGGCACACAACAAGAUCUCCUGUAUCAGUGGCCUGGACAACCUGCCAAUCAAAGACCUCUGUCUGAGGGGGAAUCAGAUUGAGAAGAUAGAGAAUUUGGAGACUCUGAGAACCCUGCAGGUCCUGGAUCUGUCUCUGAACCGCAUCAGCAGUCUGUCAGGCCUGCAGAAUCUCCAUCUGCUGGGCUCCAUCAACCUGGAGAGUAACCUGAUCAGUGAAAUCAAGGAGGCUACACACAUCCAUGACCUGUGCCUGCUCCGGGAGCUGAAUCUGCAGAGAAACCUAGUCCAGGAGCAACUGGACUACAGACUGGCAGUGAUCUUCCUCCUUCAACACCUGACUGGCCUGGACCAGGAGAAAGUCACAGUAGAGGAGAAGGUGUCUGCUGUGAACAAGUACGACCCUCCUCUGGAGGUGGUGGCAGCCAGGGAACACAUGAGUCACAUGGUAUACCAGCUGAUGCAGCCCCAGGUCAUCUACGAUAGCACCCUGCCCAGUCUUGACUCUCCCUACCCCAUGCUGGUGUUGACUGGACCCCAGGCUUGUGGGAAGAGAGAGCUGGCCCACAAGCUCUGCCGAGAGUUCAACGACUUCUUCGCCUACGGAACCUGCCAUACCACCAGGGGUCCCUACUUUGGGGAAGAGGACGGGAGCGACUACCAUUUUGUCACGGAGGAAGACUUUCAGAACAUGAUUCACAUGGGUAAAUUCCUCCAGACGAUGCAGUAUGCGGGCCACUGGUAUGGUCUGUCUCGUGAGGCCAUAGAAGACGUGGCCAGGGAGGGCCUGGCCUGCUGUGUGCACAUGGAGCUGGAGGGUGUGUUCAGUCUGAAGAACAGCCACUUUGAGCCACGUUACGUCCUGAUGAUCCCCACAGACAAGGAGCAGUACAGCAGGCGGCUGAGGACCAGAGCUCUGUACACCCAGACCCAGAUAGAUACGGCUGUAGCCCGCGUGGAUACAUACGCCCUGAUCAACAGAGAGCGCCCAGGCUUCUUCGACAACGUCAUCCCCUGUGAUGAGCCAGUGGAGGCAUACAGAACCCUGAGGCAGGUGGUGAAGGACUAUCUGGGAGUGGAGGAGCAGGGAGGAGAGGACCAGAGCACCCCCACAGAGUUGAAGAGGGACUCCUAG